GGGUGGUUUGAUGUGGGGGCCGUUGGCUCCAGACAAAUAAACAUGGAGUCCAUCUUCCACGAGAAAAGAAGCUGGAUAGGUGGGAAUAUCUGCUUACAAAGGGCCUUAAAUUCCAUCUUGCAAGGUGAAUUUUUCUCACCUGUAUUGAUUNNCUCAAUUGCACAUCAGCUGGAUGAGGAGGAGAGGAUGAGAAUGGCAGAAGGAGGAGUUACUAGUGAAGAUUAUCGCACGUUUUUACAGCAGCCUUCUGGAAAUAUGGAUGACAGUGGUUUUUUCUCUAUUCAGGUUAUAAGCAAUGCCUUGAAAGUUUGGGGUUUAGAACUAAUCCUGUUCAACAGUCCAGAGUAUCAGAGGCUCAGGAUCGAUCCUAUAAAUGAAAGAUCAUUUAUAUGCAAUUAUAAGGAACACUGGUUUACAGUUAGAAAAUUAGGAAAACAGUGGUUUAACUUGAAUUCUCUCUUGACGGGUCCAGAGUUAAUAUCAGAUACAUAUCUUGCACUUUUCUUGGCUCAAUUACAACAGGAAGGUUAUUCUAUAUUUGUUGUUAAGGGUGACCUGCCAGAUUGCGAAGCUGACCAACUCCUGCAGAUGAUCAGGGUCCAACAGAUGCAUCGACCAAAACUUAUUGGAGAAGAAUUAGCACAACUGAAAGAGCAAAGAGUCCAUAAAACAGACCUGGAACGAGUGUUAGAAGCAAAUGAUGGCUCAGGAAUGUUAGAUGAAGAUGAGGAGGAUUUGCAGAGGGCUCUGGCACUAAGUCGCCAAGAAAUUGACAUGGAAGAUGAGGAAGCAGAUCUCCGCAGGGCUAUUCAGCUAAGUAUGCAAGGUAGUUCCAGAAAUAUAUCUCAAGAUAUUCCACAGACAUCAGGUACAAAUCUUACUUCAGAAGAGCUUCGGAAGAGACGAGAAGCCUACUUUGAAAAACAGCAGCAAAAGCAGCAACAGCAGAAGCAGCAGCAGCAGCAGCAGCAGCAGCAGCAGGGGGACCUAUCAGAACAGAGUUCACAUCCAUGUGAAAGGCCAACCACCAGUUCAGGAGCACUUGGGAGUGAUCUAGGUGAUGCUAUGGGUGAAGACGACAUGCUUCAGGCAGCUGUGACCAUGUCUUUAGAAACUGUCAGAAAUGAUUUGAAAACAGAAGGAAAAAAAUAAUACCUUUAAAAAAUAAUUGAGAUAUUCAUACUUUCCAACAUUAUUCUGUGUGAUUACAGCAUAGGGGCCACUUUGGUAAUGUGUCAAAGAGAUGAGGAAAUAAGACUUUUAGUGGUUUGCAAACAAAAUGAUGGGAAAGUGGAACAAUGCGUCAGUUGUAGGACUAAAAAAUGAUCUCCCAAAUAUUAGCCAAAGAGGCAUUCAGCAAUUAAAGACAUAUAAAAUAGU
Molecule: messenger RNA, 1380 nt
Organism: Mandrillus leucophaeus (drill)
Lineage: Eukaryota; Metazoa; Chordata; Mammalia; Primates; Cercopithecidae
Gene: ATXN3
Product: ataxin 3
Exons: 14
Coding region: 43-1152 (369 amino acids)
Biological process (GO): protein deubiquitination
Cellular component (GO): nucleus
Molecular function (GO): cysteine-type deubiquitinase activity
Source: RefSeq, a predicted model, not a curated record